This is a messenger RNA of Rotaria sordida, 1578 nucleotides long. The record is from the annotation of a GenBank genome assembly. NCBI's taxonomy places the organism in Eukaryota, Metazoa, Rotifera, Eurotatoria, Philodinida, Philodinidae.
GGCAAUGAUUGUGUUUUUUAUUUAUCUCAAGAUGAUAAAUGUAAAGUUCCAUUAGGUUUACCUGCAGCUAGAAUUCAAGCACCAAUGUUAAUGCAUUUGGAUUAUCGUAUACGUUUACCUGAUCAUGAUUGGACAGUUGCACCUCGACAUCAAUUAACACCAAGUGUAUAUGCAGCAUGUCUUUUAUCUGAAGAUGGAGAUUUAGGUUAUUCAGGUCCAACAUAUAUUGCCAUACGUUCAGCUAAACAUGAUUUAUCAAGUGCUGAAUCUCAUGCAAUAGAUUUUGAUCGUCUUAUUUGUUUAAAAGAAUUUGAAAAAGUAGCACGUGAUGAAACUGGACAAGUUAAACCAAUUAUUAUUGUUACUGUUGAUGGUGGUCCUGAUGAAAAUCCACGUUUUCCAAAAACACUUGUUUCAAGUAUUAGAAAAUUUAAAAAAUAUGAUUUAGAUGCACUUUUUAUUCUUACACAUGCUCCUGGUCAAUCAGCUUAUAAUAUAGUUGAACGUCGUAUGGCACCAUUAUCUCAUGAUUUAGCUGGUCUUAUAUUACCACAUGAUCAUUUUGGUUCACAUUUAAAUGAUUCAGGUGUAACAAUAAAUGUUGAUUUAGAAAAAUUAAAUUUUCGUAAAGCUGGACAAAUCUUAGCUGAAACAUGGAAUCAAUCAGUUAUUGAUGGAUUUCCAUGUGUUGCUGAAUAUAUUAAUCCACCAGCAACAUCAGAAGAUGAACGUCGACAAGCCGAUAUUAAAAUUGUUAUGGAUGAAAUUUUACGGCAAAUUUGUGCUGAUGAAGAAGCAGAAGAAGAACAUGAAUUUCGUAUUCAUGCAUCAGAUGAAUAUUAUCAAGAAAAUGCUCGUGCACCAAGAGAAAAAACUGGUGAACAACCAAAAUAUGAUAUUGAUGAAUAUUGGUGUGCAAUACAUGUUUUACAAACACAAUAUACAUUACAAAUAAUUCGUUGUAAUUCAGUUGAAUGUUGUGGAAAAUGGCGUUCAAAUUAUAUUGAAAUAUUUCCUCAUCGAUUUUUACCAUCACCUGUACCAUUUGAACGUACACCAUGUGGUAUACGUAUGGCUGAAAGAGAUUAUCAAAAAGGACAAUUUUAUGGUUCAUUAUUCCAACGUAUUCAAUUUCAUGGUGUUGUUAUUCAACAUACACAGAAUGAAAUGUUACCAUUUGACUACUGUUGUGCAUCAGUUAAAAAAGAAUUAAAAAAACGUACAUGUAAAGUAUGUAAUCAAUAUAUACCAUCAGCAUAUCGUAUGAAAAAUCAUUAUAAAAUUCAUGCACAACAUUAUGACGAUUUUGAUCAUGAUGAAGAAGAUAGAUUACUACCGACAACUGAAAUAACAACAAAUUCAAUUGAAAGUCAAUCAACAACGAUAGCACCACCACCACCACCGCCUGUAUUUAAAACAGAAAUGUUAGAUUGGCUUCAAUCAGAUUUCGAUGAAUUUGAUUUGGGUCCAACACCAACAAAACUUGCAAGUGAUCGUGUUACACGUUCAAUGAAAAAAUUACGUGUUCAAGAAAAUCAAGAUGAACCUGACAAUAAAGAUUGGGUACAUGUAGAAUAA